Messenger RNA from Ornithodoros turicata, 2399 nucleotides. RefSeq names its product glycerophosphocholine phosphodiesterase GPCPD1-like. Gene Ontology annotation, molecular function: glycerophosphocholine phosphodiesterase activity; starch binding. Gene Ontology annotation, biological process: glycerophospholipid catabolic process. Bases 193 to 2211 code for a protein of 672 amino acids. The transcript is spliced from 17 exons. Lineage: Eukaryota; Metazoa; Arthropoda; Arachnida; Ixodida; Argasidae. The record is from RefSeq and is a predicted model, not a curated record.
GACAUCAUCACCAGACCAGAUCGGCAUACCGGAAUAUAUCAGCAAUAUCAGUGAGCGAGAAGCGUGAGCUAGCAAGUCGGGCAAAGUAAUCAGCUGAGUGCGAAGUCUUGCAUCAUCUGUGCAGUAUUGUUUCGCGUGUGGCUGCUGAAGCGUUCAAGUCUGUGAAGAAGCUCUGCACCCUUCACUUGGGAUAUGGACAGUUUGCUCUUGGAAACUGCUGUUCAGCACCCACUCGGGCAGCACUUUAAUAAUGGUGUGAGCAGCAUGCACAGCGAGAAAGAGUUGUCGCAGAGGGACAUCAUGAGGGAAGUGUGUCUUCGGGUGCAGGCUGAUACCGUGCUGGGCGAAACUGUCCUCGUGUGCGGAAGCACCGCCGAACUUGGAGAGUGGCAAGUGGCUCGUGCUCGACCCAUGCAUCUGGAACACCCCACGACGAAAAUCUGGACAUUGAACGUGAUGGCACCACUUCUAAGUACAGUGGAGUUCCGUUACCUGAUAGGAGUCAUCCUCGACUGCGGCAGAGUAAUAGUGCGUCGGUGGGAGAGUGUCAUCCACCCACGGACGAUAUGUCCAAACGUGGACAAGAAUGCAUCUAUCGACAUUUUUGCAAACUAUGAUGGUGAAGAGAAGGUCGAAUCUGGCUGGCUCACCUCUGAAACUGCGGUUCAGUUUAAGUUUUUCGGAAAGGCCGUUGUCCUGUGGAAGAAGAAAUACCGAAGUGUUCCCCUCUCCUUUCGCAUCACGCCGAUCGAUAUAGCCCACAGGUGUUCCGAGGCACUGGUGGUCUCCGAAGACAGUGAGCAGCAAAGCAACAUUUCAGACUUCGAAUGUGUAAAGUGGCCCAUCAUUGAAAUAGCGGUAAUGAAGGAAGAAGGGUAUGAAUUCAGGCAACAGGAACAGUUUGGCCAUCUCUACAGUGAAGAUGAAUUUGUUGUCUGUCAGAGCCAGGUCAUGAGAGCUGAAUCUAUUGCAUAUAUGGUGGACUACUACAUCCACAAGGUGGACGAAACCAUACCCGAGCACAUCGGGUUCAGUUACAUCUUGCCAGGAAACCUUACUGAAGCUGCAGGCACAUUCACGGUGCCCAUAACGGGAAACAGGCAUCAACCGGUUGGCCAGUUGAAAGUGUCGUACCUGGUCGUGAAGCCCCUAAAUGGGUACAGCUGUUCCUGCCGGCAAACAUUCACUCGCUUCUGGAAGAAGACCAAUCGCACACUUGACGUUGGACAUCGUGGAGCUGGCAAUGCCAGAAGGACGGAUAAGGUCGAAAAUGUGCUAGAGAAUACGAUUGCCUCUUUCAAUUAUGCUGCACGACACGGUGCCGACAUGGUGGAGCUUGACGUGCAACUUUCAAGGGACAAAGUUCCUGUCAUUUACCAUGACUACUACAUAUGCAUUCAUAUGAAGAAGCGAAAAUCUCCACUUCAUGAGGACGAAAAACUGAAGCUGGCUGUGAGAGACCUCUCCGUUGCCCAGCUUCAGCAUCUGAAACUUGCACCAUCAGAGGCCCACAGCUACGACUUCCACGAAGACGACCAAGAUGAAAACCAACCAUUCCCCACGCUCCAGCACGUACUGGAAGCUGUUGAUCCAUCUGUUGGUUUCAAUGUUGAAAUCAAGUGCCCCAUGCAGCUUCACGAUGGCACAUGGGAAAUGGAUGGCAACUUCGACCUCAACGAAUAUAUGGACAUAGUGCUCAAGACACUGCUAGACUACAGUGGUAACCGGUACAUCAUACUCUCGUGUUUCCACCCCGACAUCUGUACCAUGAUCCGGCUAAAGCAGAACAAGUACCCGCUCCUGUUCCUUACUCAGGGACAGACUGAGAAAUACCCGCCGUACUUGGACCCCAGAACGUCGACCGUGCACAUUGCCACAUAUUUUGCAUUGUGCACCGAUAUCCUAGGGGUGAACGUGCACACUGAAGAUCUGCUCAAAAAUCCAGCUUUGAUCCCAUUCAUUAAGAAGCACAAGCUCAUCCUUUUCUGCUGGGGCGAAGACAACAACCACAGCGACACGAUUUCGAGCCUGAAAAUGAAAGGGGUCGACGGUGUUAUUUAUGACAAGGUGGACCUGUUCAUCAGUGGCAGCAGGGAGCGUGAGAAUGUGUACCUGGUGCAGCCAAAUGAUACUCCAGGUCUCGCAGAGGCAGCAGCCAGUCACUCGAGGGACUCUUUGCAGGAAAGUUCAAUGCCUACAGUUCCAGCCUGACUGACAUUCACGCAUCACAUGUACAGUUGUUUCUCUGAGCUUACGGAUAAAGUGCUCCUCUAUUUAUGUUCAUGUACUAUAGCUUACGCUUGUAUACAGCCCUUACAGUGCACCAGCCCAUGCUACCUGUUUGCUAACUUAAAACUACAUGGUUCUUAUGAACGGUAAUAAAAUUUCUAUCUUUGUCA